Messenger RNA from Canariomyces notabilis, 1578 nucleotides. RefSeq names its product smp-30/gluconolaconase/lre-like region-containing protein. The record is from RefSeq and is a predicted model, not a curated record. The coding region runs from base 117 to 1232 and encodes 371 amino acids. The transcript is spliced from 5 exons. NCBI's taxonomy places the organism in Eukaryota, Fungi, Ascomycota, Sordariomycetes, Sordariales, Chaetomiaceae.
CAACAAGACCCCGCUGAGCAAAAAGUGGCACACAAGACCCAUCUAACUUCAAGCUUGAGAACGGUUGUAUCCUCACCAAUCCUCCUCACGUCGCGUUUUCUGUGGAUCCCGCGGGUAUGUCGGUGCUCAACUGCGCUGUCGACUCUCAAACUACCUGCGAAAUCAAGCGUGUGGAGUUGCGAGAUUGUAUAUCCACAUCUCGGACUUCAGGACUACCAAGAAACCCCGAGUUGCAAGAAAUCUCCAUCACGCAAUAUCGCCCGGGACUCUCAUCAAUCAUAGGACUGCGACCGUCCUACUCCCUGCUGCUCUCAACGUCAGACUCCUCCAAGAACCCCUUGUUUCGUGGGGCUUGUAUCUACGUACGCCAGCGAACACCCGACGAAUUGUGGAUUACCUCAGACCUACUGGCUACCCGCACAUCCCAACAGUCUGUGAUCCUAAUCUCAAAAGUGCAGCUUCUCCGGGAUGACUCAGGGUCCGUCUCUUCUGUCCGAUGGCUGAAGCUCCGCCCCCCUCCCAACAUGCCGAUGCCGGCUGGAGGGAGCCAUUAUCGUGACGGCAUGCUGUUUUGCUCCCAGGGCUCUCAGUCAAGAGGGACCGGUGGCCUCUACUACAUGCCACGGAAUGAGCCGCCGGAACCGGUUGCAACCAGCUACUUUGGCCGUGACUUCAACUCGGUGCAGGAUGUUGUGGUCUCAAGCGACGGCUCACUGUGGUUCACCGACUCCUGCGACGGAUUUGACAAUGACUUUAGGCCAGAGCCCCAGCUCCCAUGCCAUGUGUACCGAUAUGACCCAACAACUGGAGACCUGCGGGUCAUGGCUGAUAAUCUGGGCCGCCCGCAUGGCAUUGCGCUCAGUCCUGAUCAGAGCAUCGUCUACCUCUCUGAUAUGACUCCUCUGCGUGCGACAGACAGCGCUGCUCAGGAUUCAUUGUCUCGGGGAGCGAUAUAUGCUUUCGACAUAGUGCUCCGCUGUGGAUCUCCUUUCCUCGCAAACAAGCGUGUAUUUGCAUACGCGCUCACCGGCCGACCCAUGGGAAUCAUGUGCGACGAGAGCGGCAAUGUCUAUGCAGGCUGCUCAGGAGGCGUAGAGAUUUGGAACCCUGGUGGUUCGGUCCAGGGAGUCAUCGAGGUUCCUGGAGGUGUGACGAGCCUCUCACCAGGCAGAGAAGGCGAGCUCUUUCUCUGUUCAGGUCAGCGGCUUUGGAGGAUGCAGUUUACCUUUUAAGGGUGGGAAGAGUAACCCUUCGCAGCGUGAGAAGUAUACCCUACGUAACGAUUGAGUUCAGACCACCCAUGGACCCUUCCAUCGUGGGAAUCAACGUCGUAACCGCGUUCACUUAGAGGAUUUAAGAUUGUCAGUCGUUGAUUGUCGAGCUGUCAGUAUCUUGGCCCUCAGGACAUCAGAUGGAUCAUGGACGUCCUGGCCCUGGAGACAUUCAGCGACCCACAUAAGCUUGGACCAAUCAUCGAUGAUGUGUUAGGCGUGCACCUGCCAAGAAUGCACGUUGCGAACUGACAAGAUCCUCCGAUCUCGGAGCAGGAGUCAAUUGGUUGUUGCUGUCCUGGGCUUU